This is a messenger RNA of Bicyclus anynana (squinting bush brown), 1842 nucleotides long. Its product is annotated as prostaglandin reductase 1-like. Lineage: Eukaryota; Metazoa; Arthropoda; Insecta; Lepidoptera; Nymphalidae. The record is from RefSeq and is a predicted model, not a curated record. The transcript has a single exon. Gene Ontology annotation, molecular function: 2-alkenal reductase [NAD(P)H] activity; 15-oxoprostaglandin 13-reductase [NAD(P)+] activity. Gene Ontology annotation, cellular component: cytoplasm. The coding region runs from base 837 to 1841 and encodes 334 amino acids. Gene Ontology annotation, biological process: prostaglandin metabolic process.
UUUAUAAUCAGAACCUUAAAUAUAUAAACUCAAAAAUUACUUUUUGAAAACUAAAACAACUUUUUUAUAAGUUUUAUUAUAUUUUUUUAUAAUAAAAUAUUAUUUUAAAACAAUAAUUAAAUUAAAUAUUAAAUAAUACUACUUAUCUCUAUGUACACAUGCCUACUGAUGAAAAAUUCAUUUUUACUUAACUGGAUGUCACAUAAUAGACAUUGCAUUUUUCCCUUAACAGGACAUUUUGCAUAUAUUAAUAGGAACGUUUUUAUAUAUUUCAUUCAAAUUAAAAUAAAGGCAUUUUUUUUUUCAAAUAAUCUUCACAAAUUGUAUUUUUAUAUAAGUACAGUAUUAACUUAUUUAGUUAAUAAAAAUAUUAUUUUCUCGUAGUAAAAAUUAUAUAAAGUACUCUUAAGUAGUAAGCAAUCAAAUCAAGUCAGCAAAUUGAUCCUAUUUUUUUUUUAAUGUUUCUUUAUAAGUUAGAUUCCAAAAAUUAUCCUAAAAAACUUAAAAUCCAAUUGUAUGAUUAAAGUAAUUAUGUGCAGUGUGCACCUAGGUUAAUCUACAUUAUUUUACGGUCUAUCCCCGUUCAAUAUAAAAGGCAAACAAGAAUAAUAAAUAAUAAUAAUAUUUCAAGGUUUUUUUGUAACAGAUCUCAAAAAAAUAAUUUUAAAAAAUCACAUCAAUUAAACUCACGAUAAGUAUAAAAUAUGUUGAUGAUCGUCAACAUAUUUUAUAUUAUGAUGUAGUGUUUUGGUUAAGAUAACUUUGCUAUUUAAAGUGACAUUCAGAUAAAUUUGUGUCAGUUACGAAAUAAAUAUUUUUCUGGAAUAGAGCAUAAAAUGGUGAAAACAAGAAAAUAUAUAGUUAAAAGAUACUUUGAGGGAAUUCCAAAACGUGAUGAUUUCGAAAUUGUAGAAUACGAAUUACCUUCACUUCAGGAUGGUGAUAUUCUUCUGAAGACUGAAUGGAUCAGUGUAGAUCCAUACUUGAGACUGUUUAACAAAAUGCAUCCUGUACCGUUUGACCAAUUCUCGCCUCAAAUAGCAACGGUCGAAGAAUCUAAGCAUCCUAAAUAUCCAGUUGGUACAAAGCUCCUUUCAAACAAGGGCUGGUGUGAAUAUUCCAUCCUUAACAUGAAUAUACGUGAUCAAAGUCUAGGUGUGCACAGAUUACCAGAUAUGAACGGUUUAUCGAGUUCCUUAGGCGUUGGAGUAAUGGGUCCGUCAGGUGUAACUGCAUAUUUUGGAUUACUUGAAAUAUGCAAACCAGUGGCUGGUGAAACUGUCGUAGUCACUGUUGCAGCGGGCGCUGUAGGAUCCAUAGUUGGACAAAUCGCUAAAAUAAAAGGAUGUAGAGUAGUUGGUUUCACAGGUUCGGAUGAAAAAGUCAAUUGGCUGGAAAAGGAGCUAGGCUUCGAUAAAGCGUUCAAUUACAAAACAGUUGAUAUUGAAAAGUCUCUCAAGGAAGCGACACCGAAAGGCAUAGAUUGCUACUUCGAUAAUGUCGGAGGCCAAAUUAGCAGCAUAAUUAUCAGUCAAAUGAAUGACUUUGGGAGGGUCUCUAUAUGUGGCUGUAUUAGUGCAUACAAUGAAGACUUUGCAAAAUUACCGAAAGCUACAAUUGUACAAGUAGCUGUUGUUACUAAGCAAUUAAAAAUUGAAGGUUUUCUAUGUCACCGCUGGGAAAAUCGAUUUUCUGAAGCAUAUAAAGAGUUACAUCAAUGGAUUGUGUCUGGAAAACUUAAAGUUCGAGAGCACGUGACGGAGGGUUUUGACAACAUUUUUGAUGCAUUUUUAGGGUUGUUCAGUGGUGAAAAUGUGGGUAAAGCAGUAGUAAAAUUAUAAU